This is a messenger RNA of Zingiber officinale, 1531 nucleotides long. Its product is annotated as phospholipase A1-II 5-like. NCBI's taxonomy places the organism in Eukaryota, Viridiplantae, Streptophyta, Magnoliopsida, Zingiberales, Zingiberaceae. The coding region runs from base 149 to 1417 and encodes 422 amino acids. The record is from RefSeq and is a predicted model, not a curated record. Gene Ontology annotation, biological process: lipid metabolic process. Gene Ontology annotation, molecular function: glycerophospholipid phospholipase A1 activity. The transcript has a single exon.
GUCGACCAAUCUCAAUCUCGAUUGCUGAUGCCACCACCAACCAACCGAUCUAGAUCUUUAUUACCUACCAAACGCUCGCCUUGGAAAUCUUAUCGACUAACAAUACGCCAGCCACCGCUGCUUCUCCGGCCAUCCUCCGCCACGCUUCAUGGAGCCAAAGCCCACCGGCAAGACUGCGCGCAGCCCGUCAUGGCCGGAGCUGCUGGGAUCCGACCACUGGUCGGGCCUCCUCGACCCCCUCGACAUCUCCCUCCGCCGCCUCAUCCUCCAAUGCGGCGACCUGUGUCAGGUCACCUACGACUCCUUCAACAGCGACACCCACUCCAAGUACUGCGGCAGCUGCCGGUACGGCAAGCGCAGCCUCCUCUCCGACGUCUUCUUCCCCAGCGCCGCCGACUACGAGAUCUACGACUACCUCUACGCCACCUCCCAAGUCUCCGCCCCCGACGACUUGCUCCUCUUCCCCCUCGCCGGCGACGGCGCCUGGAGCAAGGACUCCAACUGGAUAGGCUACGUCGCGGUGUCAACCGCCGUCGACGGGGGGCGGGUGAUCUACGUGGUAUGGCGGGGGACGAUCCGGACGCUGGAGUGGGUAGACGUGUUCUUGCCGGAUCCCGUCAAGAUCGACACCAUUCUCUCCUCUAAAACAGAGGAGGCGGCGGCCAGUUGCAGGGUGAUGAAGGGGUGGUACGUGAUCUACACCUCGAGCAACGCUGACUCCCCGUACACCAAGCGGAGCGCGAGGGACCAGCUCACGUUCGCCAUUAAAGCCCUGGUGGAGCUGUACAAGGAGGAGAGCCUCAGCAUCGUGUGCGUCGGCCACAGCCUCGGCGCCGCCCUCGCAGUCCUGAGCGCCUUCGACAUUGCGGAGAACGGCCUGUCGAGAACCGGCGGCUCCGGCGGGACGACGUUCCCGGUGUCCGCCGUGGUGUUCGGGAGCCCGCAGGUGGGAAACAGAGCCUUCAACCGACGCCUGGAGAAGCUGCCCAAUCUGCGAGUUCUCCAGGUGAGGAACAAGACCGAUCUCAUCCCGCAGUACCCGAGCCGUCUGCUGGGCUUCGCGGACACCGCCGGCGCGGUGCUGGAGGUGGACGGCCGGAAGUCGCCGUACCUGAAGCAGUCGACGAACCCUGGCGACUGGCACAACCUGCAGGGGAUCCUACACGCUGUGGCGGGGUGGAACGGGCCUUCCGGAAAGUUCGAGCUGAGGGUGAAGCGCAGCAUAGCGCUGGUGAACAAGUCGUCGGACUUCCUCAAGGACGAGUACCUGGUGCCGGGGUUGUGGUGGGUGGAGAAGAACAAGGGCAUGGUGCUCGGCGCUGACGGCGAGUGGGAGCUCACUCCGCCGCCGAAGGAUGGCAUCCCCACCCCACUCGCGUCGGAGAAGACUGGGAAUAUUCCGGCGGAGGAAGAGUAGCAGUCCGUGCAGUGAUUCCUCUGAGCUGUUCGAUCGAUAAAUCAAUCAUUUCCAUUGCUAGAUAAAUAAAUGAAAAUGUUAAAAAUUAUUGUCUAUGGUGUGUUGUUUAUAAUA